This is a messenger RNA of Spodoptera littoralis (African cotton leafworm), 1836 nucleotides long. NCBI's taxonomy places the organism in Eukaryota, Metazoa, Arthropoda, Insecta, Lepidoptera, Noctuidae. The record is from the annotation of a GenBank genome assembly.
AUGCAAAACUCAGAUAUAAUAUCCUCUUUGUUUUGGUUUAAAAAUGAGAGUGAAGAAGAAGAUAAAGAUUAUCUGAUACUGGAACAGUUUGUGCACAAUGUUGAAGAUUUUAGUUCCCAGUAUGGCAGUGAAAUCAGUGUUUCAUAUACUGCAUUUAAUCUUCGUGGACCGCCCUCUAAUUUUCCUGACUACGGCGACUAUCCCCAAGCCUUCGUUAUGAGGACCUACGGGACUUGGUGGGAAGAAGCCCCUUCAGCGCAGAAGGAUUAUAUGCCACAAAAUGCUAGUGCAAUCACUAGUCAGGAUUUCGUUGAAGUGUCCUUCGAAAAAGCAGUCUACCCACUGGAGGUGUCGAUCUUCGAGACCUAUAACCCUGGAGCGCUGGUCCGCAUUUGGGCACUGGGUCCUACAGCCUGGAUGUUACUAUGGGAAGGAGAACCGGAGUAUGUGGGAGACACACCGAGGAUAUUCAGCCCUCCGAUAAGGCAAAUCAAUGUUCCAACACGGAUUUUGAGAUUGGAAUUCAACCACAAGCUACUACCUUACUACACUGAGUUGGAUGCGGUACUCCUACGUGGUAGACAGCCAGCGAAUUUAACCAAGCAUUUAAGAAACAACUUCUCCUACUCUUCGCUUUUCUAUAAGCCUGUAGUAGAAAAAGGUCAGCUGCUGAACCGAAUAAUUGCUUCAAACCUUCACGAGAAUAUCGCGCCACAGAUUGUAACGCCAAGGAGUCAGAAGCAAAUUGACACUGGACCACCACUUGGAGACUUCCAGCAGUUACCUGAUGAGACCACACUCUGUGUGAUGAAGUACUUGGACAUCCAGUCACUCUGCCGAUGCGCUCAAGUCAACAGGCAUUUCAACAGACUCGCUUCUGACUGCAUACUGUAUAGGAGCAUAGACCUCAGACCUUAUUGGCAUUGCGUACAAUCUCAGGUGCUGGCAACUCUAUCGAUGCGCUGCAAAUUCCUUCAAAAACUAGAUUUAUCUUGGUGCGGGAGUCAUCGCAUGAUACAGCCCAAUUAUGUAGUAAAUUUCCUGAAAGACAGUGGCGCAGAAUUAACACAUCUUCGUAUGAAUUGCUGCAAAUUCGUUGACAACUCCGUGCUAAGAGCCAUCGUUGACACCUCCACGAGUUUACAAGAGUUAUGCCUCCGAUCAGUAGUUGGCUGUUCAGACUGGAUAUGCCUGUCUGCUUUGAAAAAACUCAAGCGUUUGGAUCUAUACAGAACUGAUAUAACUACUUCAGCUGCCGUAGCCAUCAUCAGAUCCAACCCUGGGUUACGUCAUCUUAAUGUUGGUUCAUGCAAAAUGAUAUCAUCGAUGGACGAAGUGGCGAUAGCAUUAGGCGGUAAUUGCCCGAACUUGGUGUCUGUGGAUUUCUGGAAGUCGUACUCCUUGACUCCUAACGGCAUCAGAGCAUUAGGUAACUGCAAAAUGCUGCAGGAGUUGGAUGUUGGCUGGUGCUUACAAGCAGGCGGUUCUGGAGAGUGGUUAGGCUGGUUAUCAGUCGGCGAGCUUCGAAAACUAUUCCUCGGGGCUCUGCGCGGUGUCUGCGACCGAGACCUUCGCUCCUUAAUACCGAGAGCACCAAAAUUGGCGCAGUUAGAUCUGUUAGGAGUCAGAGCAGUUACCGCUGAUAUUUGCGAUUCGAUCCUAGCUGAAUGCAAAGAUCUAAGGCUGCUGGACGUCAGUUUCUGUGAUCAAAUUCAAGAAGCUCAGGUAGUGGAAUGGCGUGAGCAAUACCCACACGUAAGCAUAAAGCGUUCCUUCCAAUCAGCCAACUUAAACACGGCACCAAACCCACUAUUCUUAGCGCCUAGUUUAGAAUAG